This is a messenger RNA of Oncorhynchus keta (chum salmon), 4630 nucleotides long. RefSeq names its product high affinity nerve growth factor receptor-like. NCBI's taxonomy places the organism in Eukaryota, Metazoa, Chordata, Actinopteri, Salmoniformes, Salmonidae. Gene Ontology annotation, biological process: cell surface receptor protein tyrosine kinase signaling pathway; nerve growth factor signaling pathway; cellular response to nerve growth factor stimulus. Gene Ontology annotation, cellular component: axon; plasma membrane; signaling receptor complex. The transcript has 17 exons. The record is from RefSeq and is a predicted model, not a curated record. Gene Ontology annotation, molecular function: neurotrophin receptor activity; transmembrane receptor protein tyrosine kinase activity; neurotrophin binding. The coding region runs from base 65 to 2485 and encodes 806 amino acids.
GUUCUACUCUGUCUCAGUCUGCACUGACAACUUUCUGAGCUGCCCCUCCACAAUCUUCAUCAUCAUGGCAGUGGUUGUGGGUUCUGCUCCAUGGUUAGCCCCAAUGGCUCUGGUACUACUGGCAAUCACCCUGGCAGUACCAGCCCUGGGAGGGUGCCCAUCCGCCUGCCGGUGCUCCUUCGCCAUGCUGCAGUGCCUGGAGCCCAAUGGCAUUGCCACUAUACCCGCGUUGGCACUACAGGAGAGCGAGAACGUCACGGAAAUUUACAUCGAAAAUCAAGCCGACCUGGAGAACAUUACAGAAGUAGACCUUGCCAAUUAUAGAGAGUUGAAGAAUCUCACGGUCACGUUCUGCAGGCUGGCGUACAUCUCGGCAAAUGCUUUCGCACACAACCUCAAGCUCCAAUAUGUAAACCUGGCAUCUAACUCCCUGGAGCAUAUCAGUUGGAAGGUGUUCCAUUUUCAUCCCCUGCUCAACCUGGUUUUGAGGGACAACCCCCUUGAAUGCUCCUGUGAUAUCCAUUGGCUGCAGCAAUGGCAGCUUAACGACCACAGUGACCUCGACAACCAACCGCUACAAUGCUUCUCAAAUGGCCAUGCCCUACAGUUAGACUCCGUAGAGAUGGAGAAUUGCACUGUACCGGAUGUCGCCAUUGUCCAUGCCAACACCAAGGUCCAGGAGGGAGGCAACCUGACAUUUGUAUGUCAGGUGACAGGAGUGCCCAUGCCUGUAGUGAGGUGGCGCACGAAUAAACUGCUGUCUCGCUAUACUGUACAGGAGAGGUUCUGGGGCUCCACUUUGGAGCUGGAGUUGCAGCUGUGGAAUAUGUCAUCAGAAGACAACCUGCACAACUUGACCUGUGAGGCAGAGAACCGGGCCGGGCCUGGGGAAGAGAAAGUGACGUUGGACAUUGAAUUUCCAUCCAAAAUCAUAUUCCUGCACAACGCUGAGCAACAGCACCACUGGUGUUUCCCCUUUAAGGUGGAUGGAAACCCUGAGCCAUCCAUCCGCUGGCUUUUCAACGGUUCCAACCUGACCGAGGGCCGUUACACUUACACACAGUUCAUUCCCGACUCGAACGACGGCUCUGUGAUGCACGGUUGUCUAUUUCUCAACAAGCCCACCCACCUGAACAACGGCCUCUACACCAUCAUCGUGGGGAACAGACUGGGCGUGGACCAGGCCACGGCCACGGGGAUGUUCAUGGACAACCCCUUUGACCCCUUUGAUCCUGAGGGCAUCAUCCCAGUCCUUGAAGAAAGUGAUCCACUUCCCACCAACAAAUCUAAUGAGGAUGUCACUGAGAACACGGAGAGCAGAGUGUUUGGGGUGUCAGUGGCAGUGGGUUUGGCUGUGUUUGCUUGCGCCUUCCUCCUUAUGAUGGUACUGGUCAUCAACAAGUGCGGCCAGCAGUCCAAGUUUGGUAUUCACCGUUCAUCUGUCUUGGGAACAGAGGAUGAUCUUGCUGUGUCACUGCGUUUCAUGAACUUUGGGACCAGCCCUCCUUCCUCUGACGACUCUGGCAUGUCCAGCUUUGUGGAGAACCCCCAGUACUUCUGUGGCAUCUUCAAGGACAAAGACAUGUGUGUGCAACACAUCAAAAGACAGGAUGUAGUUCUGAAGUGGGAAUUGGGUGAGGGGGCGUUUGGCAAAGUCUACCUGGCAGAGUGUGCCAACCUCAGUCCGGACAGUGACAAAAUGCUGGUGGCCAUCAAGACUCUGAAGGAUGCCAAUGAGUCGACCCGGCAGGACUUCCAGAGAGAGGCUGAGCUGCUCACAGUGCUCCAGCACCAGAACAUUGUUCGCUUCUAUGGAGUGUGUACAGACGGAGAGCCACUGGCGAUGGUGUUUGAAUACAUGAGACAUGGAGACCUCAACCGCUUCCUCAGGGUGCACGGUCCAGAUGCCCAUAUCCUGGAGGAGGUGAAGAUGCCCCCGUUGGGCCAGCUCACUCUUCCCCAGAUGCUGCACAUCGCCGCCCAGAUCGCUUCGGGCAUGGUCUACCUGGCCUCCCUUCACUUCGUGCACCGAGACCUGGCCACACGCAACUGCCUGGUGGGAGAUAUGGGAGAGGGUCUGAUGGUCAAGAUAGGAGACUUUGGCAUGUCCCGGGACAUCUACAGCACAGACUACUACAGGGUGGGUGGGCGUACGAUGCUUCCUAUUCGCUGGAUGCCUCCGGAGAGCAUCAUGUACAGGAAGUUCACCACAGAGAGUGAUAUCUGGAGCUUUGGAGUGGUCCUCUGGGAGAUCUUCACCUAUGGGAAACAGCCCUGGUACCAGCUCUCCAACAGUGAGGCUAUCGAGUGCAUUACACAGGGCCGGGAGCUGGAGAGACCACGCACUUGCCCCAAAGAGGUGCACGGCCUGAUGCAGGGCUGCUGGCAAAGGGAGCCCCAGCAGAGGCUGGUCAUCAAGGACAUCCACAGCCGCCUCCUUGCCCUUGUCAAGAGCCCCCCUAUCUACCUGGACAUCCUGGGGUAGAGGUUGGGAGGUCUGGGGCUGGGGCAGUGUCCAGGCAAGGGGAAGUAGGGGAACUUACGAUCAGAGAUGACGGGUAUUGGGAAGGGGUGGGAGUUAGGUAAUGGACUGUGCGAUGGCCAUCCUGAACCUAAGCAUUGCCGUCAUUUACCUCUAUUGGUCUUAAACACACCGACACCCCCUCUGAUUGGAUAUUUGCUCAGGCCAAACUUAGCAAGGAUCUAGUCUGAUCGGUACCAUUGGGUUGGGAAGGGAGUAGGGUGAAGUUUCCCCUAGAUGCUGAUAUUGGGUAUUUUUGGGCCACUAAUGGUUACAGAUCGGAGUGGGGGAGGGGAAGCUGAUCCCAGAUCUGUGCCUCAGAGAAACUUUAACCUGAAGCGAUGGGAAGACAAUGAAGAUGGGGGUUACUUCCUACUUCCUGGCCACUGUUUUUUAACCCUAAAGCUGGACAUACUGUACGGACACUGGCAACAUCCAUGCUGCUUCAGCUUUGCCUACUACCCCAACUCGCCUCGUCUCAUGACGACCCAGCCCCAACUCUGUGUGCCGCUGACUAGGAGCGGGAGGAAAAGAAUGAGCCAGCGAAGACCUGUCAAGUGUUUACUGUGAGUGUUUUAUUGUGUGACUGAACGGGUGUUGUCCUGAUGAAGGGUUUUGCAUGAUUGGAGGAAUGCAGACUAUACAGUGCCUUUGGGAAAGUAUUCAGACCCCUUGACUUCUUCCGCAUUUUGUUACGUUACAGCUUUAUUCUAAAAUUGAUUAAAUUGUUUUCCCCCUCAUCAAUCUACACACAAUAGCCCAUUUUUUUGGUGCAAAUUUAUUACAAAUAAAAAACUGAAAUAAACAUUUGCAUAAGUAUUCAGACUCUUUACUCAGUACUCAGCACCUUUGGCAGCGAUUACAGCAUUGAGUCUUCUUUAGUGUGAUGCUACAAGCAUGGCACACCUGUAUUUGGGGAGUUUCUCCCAUUCAUCUUUGCAGAUCCUCUCAAGCUUUGUCAGGUUGGAUGGGGAGCAUUGCUGCACGGCUAUUUUCAGGUCUCUCCAGAGAUGUUCGAUUGGGUUCAAGUCCGGGCUCACAAGGAUAUUCAGAGACUUGUUCCGAAGUCUUGGCUGUGUGCUUAGGGUCGUUGUCCUGUUGGAAGGUGAACCUUUGCUCCAGUCUGAGGUCCUGAGCGCUCUGGAGCAGGUUUUCAUCAAGGAUCCCAUUGUACUUUACUCCGUUCAUCUUUGCCUCGAUCCUGACUAGUCUCCCAAGUCCCUGCCACUGAAAAACAUCCCCACAGCAGGAUGCUGCCACCACCACCAUGCUUCACCAUUGGGAUGGUGCCAGGUUUCCUCCAUAUGUGAUGCUUGGCAUUCAGGACAAAGAGUUCAAUCUUGGUUUCAUCAGACCAGAUAAUAUUGUUUGUCAUGUUCUGAGAGUCCUUUAGGUACCUUUUGGCAAACUCCAAGGGGGCUGUCAUGUGCCUUUUACUGAAGAGUGGCUUCUAUCUGGCCACUCUACCAUAAAGGCCUGAUUGGUGGAGUGCUGUAGAGAUGGUUGUACUUCUGGAAGGUUCUUCCAUCUCCACAUAGGAACUCUUGAGCUCCGUCAGAGUGACCAUUGGGUUUUUGGUCACCUCCCUGACCAAGGCCCUUCUCCCUCGAUUGCUCAGUUUGGCCUGGCGGCCAGCUCUAGGAAGAGCCUUGGUGGUUCCAAACUUCUUCCAUUUAAGAAUGAUGGAGGCCACUGUGUUCUUAGGGACCUUCAAUGCUGUAUAAAUGUUUUGGUACCCUUCCCCAGAUCUGUGCCUCAACAAAAUCCUGUCUCUGAGUUCUACGGACAAUUCCUUCAGCUUCAUGGCUUGGUUUUUUCUCUGACAUUCAUUGUCAACUGUGGGACCUUAUAUAGACAGGUGUGUGCCUUUCCAAAUCAUGUCCAAUCAAUUGAAUUUACCACAGGUGGACUCCAAUCAAGUUGUAGAAACAUCUCAAGAAUGUUCAAUGGAAACCAGAUGCACCUGAGCUCAAUUUCGAGUCUCAUAGCAAAGGACCUGAAAGGACUUAUGUAAAAAACAGGCUUCUGUUUUUAUACUUUAAAACAUUUGCUAAAAUGUAAAAAGAAUAUAUACAAACAUUUAAAAAAAAAUGUUUGUCAUUGUGGGGU